AUGUCUCCAGCAUUCAGUUCUAAUAUUCGUAAUCAUCCAAAAUGUCAUGAUAGAACAUCACAAUUGUCAAUGACAAGUAAUCAGAUUCGUACAUUAAUUAAUGUUUAUCCACAACACACCAUUAUGCUGCCACAAUUUCACCAAACGCUUUCACAUCAUUUACCCAUCAAUGUUCCAUUAACUGAGCAAUCAUUAACAGAAUUUGUUUCACCAUUCGAAUUACGGCAAGCAAUGAAAGUUGUCUAUCAGCAACAACAGACUCCAACGUUCGCAGCAGCCGCCACUACUGCUUUUUAUCAAUUUUACUAUCCACAAUUAGUUACUUCACUUUCAUCAUCCGACUCCAAUGAUCAACGAGUUCAAAAAGAAUUAUUGACAAAUACUAGCGUCAUAAACAAUAAUUAUUCAAGUGUUAGUACAGAUUUUAUUCCUCGUGAUAAAUCACCAUCCACUAUGAACAGUAUCUCACUAUCAGACAAUACUUCGUGUAGAAACAACCUUAAAAAUGAAUCAACAAUGAAAGAGCAAAAGAGGCGGUUCGAUUUUACCAAAUUGGCUAUGGAAGCUGUCAAAGAUAAAGAAUCAAAAUCAGAUUUACCACCUGCAGUUAUCACCAGUGGAAUUUCACUUUAUUGUCUAAAUAGAUCUAUUGAAAAUGAUCGUGAAAAAACCAGUGCUUUUACACCUGUAUCAAUGUUAAAACAACAACCCCAACAGCCGUUAAUGAAAAAACUUUUUAGUGGUGGAAAACGCAGACGAAAAAAAGAAUAUAUUUGCAAAUUUUGUGCAAGACAUUUUACAAAAUCCUAUAAUUUAUCGAUACAUGUACGAACACACACAAAUGAACGGCCGUUUACAUGUGAUAUUUGUUUUAAAGCAUUUCGACGACAAGAUCAUCUACGAGAUCAUAAAUACAUUCAUUCAAAAGAAAAACCAUUCAAAUGUUUAGACUGUGGGAAAGGUUUUUGUCAACAACGAACAUUGUCUGUUCAUAAAUCAGUUCAUCAACAAACAAAUUCAAGAUAG
Didymodactylos carnosus is the source of this 1026-nucleotide messenger RNA. Lineage: Eukaryota; Metazoa; Rotifera; Eurotatoria; Philodinida; Philodinidae. The record is from the annotation of a GenBank genome assembly.